This is a messenger RNA of Eptesicus fuscus (big brown bat), 4449 nucleotides long. It is a transcript of the gene SMG5, whose product is annotated as SMG5 nonsense mediated mRNA decay factor. The record is from RefSeq and is a predicted model, not a curated record. Bases 140 to 3187 code for a protein of 1015 amino acids. Gene Ontology annotation, biological process: nuclear-transcribed mRNA catabolic process, nonsense-mediated decay. Gene Ontology annotation, cellular component: telomerase holoenzyme complex. The transcript has 22 exons. Gene Ontology annotation, molecular function: telomerase RNA binding; telomeric repeat DNA binding; protein binding. NCBI's taxonomy places the organism in Eukaryota, Metazoa, Chordata, Mammalia, Chiroptera, Vespertilionidae.
GUCGCGGGCAGCCGCCUUACAGCGAUGGCGGCCGAGCAGGGCCGGCCGUGGUGGCGGCUACGGUCGGAGACUGCAGUUGCGGCUGUAGCGGUGGGCGGCGGGAGCCUGUGACCGGGAACCAUCUCCGGAUCCGGGCACCAUGAGCCAAGGCCCCGCCGCAGGGGAGAGCAGCGAACCCGAAGCAAAAGUCCUUCACACUAAGCGGCUUUACCGGGCUGUCGUGGAGGCUGUGCAUCGACUGGACCUCAUCCUUUGCAACAAAACCGCUUAUCAAGAAGUGUUCAAACCAGAGAACGUGAGCCUGAGGAACAAGCUGCGUGAGCUCUGCGUCAAGCUUAUGUUCCUGCACCCAGUGGACUAUGGGAGGAAGGCUGAGGAGCUGCUAUGGAGAAAGGUAUACUACGAAGUUAUCCAGCUUAUCAAGACUAACAAAAAGCAUAUCCACAGCCGGAGCACCUUGGAAUGUGCCUACAGGACACACCUGGUGGCUGGUAUUGGCUUCUACCAGCAUCUUCUUCUCUAUAUCCAGUCCCACUACCAGCUUGAACUGCAAUGCUGCAUCGACUGGACCCAUGUCACCGACCCCCUCAUAGGAUGCAAGAAGCCAGUGUCUGCUUCAGGGAAGGAGAUGGAUUGGGCACAGAUGGCAUGCCACCGAUGUCUAGUGUACCUGGGCGAUUUGUCACGAUAUCAGAAUGAAUUAGCUGGCGUAGACACCGAGCUGCUAGCUGAGAGAUUUUACUACCAAGCCCUGUCAGUAGCUCCCCAGAUAGGAAUGCCCUUCAACCAGCUGGGCACCCUUGCGGGCAGCAAGUACUAUAAUGUGGAAGCCAUGUACUGCUACCUGCGCUGCAUCCAAUCAGAAGUGUCCUUUGAGGGGGCCUAUGGGAACCUCAAGAGGCUGUUUGACAAGGCAGCCAAAAUGUACCACCAGCUGAAGAAGUGUGAGACUCGGAAACUCUCUCCCAGCAAGAAGCGAUGUAAAGACAUUAAGAGGUUGCUGGUGAACUUCAUGUAUCUGCAAAGCCUCCUGCAGCCCAAAAGCAGCUCCGUGGACUCAGAGCUGACGUCGCUUUGCCAGUCAGUCCUGGAGGACUUCAACCUCUGUCUCUUCUACCUGCCCUCCUCACCCAACCUCAGCCUGGCCAGUGAGGAUGAGGAGGAGUAUGAGAGCGGAUACGCUUUCCUCCCGGACCUUCUAAUCUUUCAAAUGGUCGUCAUCUGCCUUAUGGGUGUGCACAGCUUGAAGAGAGCAGGAUCCAAGCAGUACAGUGCAGCCAUUGCCUUUACCCUGGCCCUCUUCUCUCACCUCGUCAAUCAUGUCAACAUACGGCUGCAGGCUGAGCUGGAAGAGGGGGAAAAUCCCGUCCCGGCAUUCCAGAGUGAUGGCACAGAUGAACCAGAGUCCAAGGAGCCCUUGGAGAAGGAGGAAGAGCCUCCUCCCACAGCACCUCAAGUGGGCGAGGUCAGAAAGAAUCGGAAGUUCUCCCGCCUCUCUUGCCUCCGCCGUCGCCGCCGCCACCGCCACCUGCCCAAAGCUGGUGAUGAUAGUGACCUGAGUGAGGGCUUUGAAUCUGACUCAAGCCAUGACUCGGCCCGGGCCAGUGAGGGCUCGGACAGUGGCUCCGACAAGAGUCUUGAAGGUGGGGGAACAGCCUUUGAUGCUGAAACAGACUCGGAAAUGAACAGCCAAGAGUCCCGAUCAGACCUGGAAGACAUGGAGGAUGAGGAAGGGACACGGUCCCCAGCCCUGGAACCCCCUCGGGCCAGGUCAGAGGCUCCUGAGUCCCUCAAUGGCCCUCUGGGCCCCAGUGAGGCUAGCAUUGCCAGCAAUCUACAAGCCAUGUCCACCCAGAUGUUCCAGACCAAGCGCUGCUUCCGACUGGCCCCCACCUUCAGCAACCUGCUCCUCCAGCCCACCGCUGACCCUCACACCUUGGCCAGCCACGGGCCCUGUGUCAAUGGGGAUGUGGAUAAGCCCUCAGAGCCAGCCUCUGAGGAGGGCUCUGAGUCAGAGGCGAGCGAGUCCAGUGGGCACUCCUGUCGGAAUGAGCGCAGCAUCCAGGAGAAGCUGCAGGUCCUGAUGGCGGAAGGCCUGCUUCCUGCUGUGAAAGUCUUCCUGGACUGGCUGCGGACCAACCCCGACCUCAUCAUUGUGUGUGCACAGAGCUCUCAGAGUCUGUGGAACCGCCUCUCCGUGUUGUUGAAUCUGUUGCCAGCUGCUGGCGAACUCCAAGAGUCUGGCCUAGCCCUGUGUCCCGAGGUCCAUGGGCUUCUUGAAGGUUGUGAACUGCCUGACCUCCCCUCUAGCCUGCUGCUUCCAGAGGACAUGGCACUUCGCAACCUGCCUCCCCUCCGGGCUGCCCACAGACGCUUUAACUUUGACACGGAUCGGCCCCUGCUCAGCAGCUUAGAGGAGUCGGUCGUGCGGAUCUGCUGCAUCCGCAGCUUUGGCCACUUCGUCGCCCGCCUCCAAGGCAGCAUCCUGCAGUUCAGCUCGGAGGUCGGCAUCUUCGUCAGCACUGCGCAGUCUGAGCAGGAGAGCCUACUGCAGCAGGCCCAGGCCCAGUUCCGCAUGGCGCAGGAAGAAGCUCGGCGGAACAGGCUUAUGAGAGACAUGGCCCAGCUACGACUUCAGCUCGAGGUCUCUCAGCUGGAAGGGAGCCUCCAGCAGCCCAAGGCCCAGUCAGCAAUGUCACCCUACCUCGUCCCUGACACCCAGGCCCUCUGCCACCACCUCCCCAUCAUCCGCCAGCUGGCCACCAGUGGCCGCUUCAUUGUCAUCAUCCCACGGACAGUGAUUGAUGGCCUGGAUUUGCUGAAGAAGGAACACCCAGGGGCCCGGGAUGGGAUCCGAUACCUAGAGGCAGAGUUUAAAAAAGGCAACAGGUACAUUCGCUGCCAGAAAGAGGUGGGGAAGAGCUUUGAGCGACAUAAGCUAAAGAGACAGGAUGCAGAUGCCUGGACUCUCUAUAAGAUCCUGGACAGCUGCAAACAACUGACUCUAGCCCAGGGGGCAGGUGAGGAGGACCCAGGUGGCAUGGUGACCAUCAUCACAGGCCUUCCACUGGACAACCCCAGCGUGCUCUCGGGCCCUAUGCAGGCAGCCCUGCAGGCCGCUGCACAUGCCAGUGUGGACAUCAAGAAUGUUCUGGACUUCUACAAGCAGUGGAAGGAGAUUGGUUGAGCCUGAUUCCCAAGCCCUGCAGUGGGGCUGACUCCAGAUCUCUCCUGCCCUCUCUGGCUGCUGGGACCACCACCUGUAGUCACCCCACCACAGACUCCCGCACGCACUCCGGAAGGAAGCCCAGCUGCACACAGGCUGAGGGAGGGCCCAGGAGCCAGCUGGGAGGGUGGGCGCCCCCUGUUGCCAAGACGACGUCAGGAAGUGAGGAAAGAAUUUGGAGCAGGAGAGGCCUGUGGGCCCCUAGUCAGCCUUCCUGCCUCAACCCUCCUGCUGUCCCCAGAGGCGGGGCAGGCGUGGGUGUCUGAAUUUCACCGGAGUGAUUCCUGGACCUCAGGGGAAGGGAUGGCAGAAGAGGCCCUUCCUCACCUGAGAUGGGGUGGCUGGGCUAGGAGUUUGGACCCUCCAGUCCUGGGGAAGAGGAGGUAGCACCAGGUAUUUGGGUGGUUUUCUGCAGACCCUUCCCCUCCUCAAAGACCACCCAUUCUCAGUUCCCCUGGUGGGGCCUGGGCAGCUCUGGAGCUUUGGGGACUCUUCAAGAAGAGGGGCCUGGAGCUGGCUGCACUGGCAGGGGCCGGGCUGCAUCCCUCCCGUGCUGCUGGGGCUGCACACCCAGUUCCCCACUUCUGCUCUCCCUCUGCCAGCUUCCAGGGCAGGGAGCAGGCCUCACCAGCAGCUGCGGGCGGUCUGGCCUGUGUGCCAGUGAGGGUUCUUGUGCCCACCGGGCCCACAGUCACCGUGCUUUGUGCUCUUGGUUGCUGUGCUGCAGCAGUGGGAUGCCAGUAAAAAGGGGGGUGCAGUCUGAGGCCACCACCCCCUUGACUAGAGAAAGGAGAGGCCUCCUGAGGCUGCCGUCAGGGGCCCUGAUCCUGAUGGGCUUCCUGCUUCGGCCCCCCCCCCCCAGGCCUGGAGGCCUGGUGGGGCUGAGCAUGGGGCUAGCUCUUGGGAUGUGGAGAGGACUGUGGAAGCAGAGAUCAUGAAUAGCUCAGGACAGUGAAUGGAGCAGCAGGAGGGGCUGUGGGUGGGUCACUGGCCAGGAUUGCCUUGGCCCCUCCCCCAGGGGUUGAGGGUGGGGAUCUCAGCUCUGCUGUCCCUCACCCCAGCACUAGCCUAGCUUCCCAGGCUGUUCUCAGAGGAGAGCAGACAUCCUGCCUCCUCCUUCCAAGAUAGCAAGUCUGGGACAACCUGGGGGAUAGGGUCACCCCCCUCCCAAUCUCUGACAGACUGAGGCUAAAGCAUCAUUUAAUAAAGACCCCUGAAGCCCA